Messenger RNA from Gadus morhua (Atlantic cod), 9804 nucleotides. RefSeq names its product starch binding domain 1 (gene stbd1). The transcript has 3 exons. NCBI's taxonomy places the organism in Eukaryota, Metazoa, Chordata, Actinopteri, Gadiformes, Gadidae. Gene Ontology annotation, cellular component: membrane. Gene Ontology annotation, molecular function: starch binding. Bases 117 to 7052 code for a protein of 2311 amino acids. The record is from RefSeq and is a predicted model, not a curated record.
AGAGAGAGAGAGAGAGAGAGAGAGAGGAACCAACAGAGAAAGAGAGAGAGUUCCUUGUCUCUUCAGACUCCUGCUUGGUGAAAGUAUAGACUGUGUGUUGAAGUAUAAAGGCUACCAUGAUGACAUUGCUGCAAAAUGGGGAGAUUGUUGCGCACGAUGGCCGAUAUGACCUGCCGUUUUUAUUCUGCAUGUUUGGGAGACAUGGCCCCGCCGUGGCCCUUCUCAUAGCCCUGCUUCUGUUCAUGAUGGGAUUAUUCAGCGUUUCCCAGAAGGUGCUGGCCCUCAUCAGAUACUUAAGGAGAAAAGCGCAUCGUAAACAGGUGAAAAAGGAUCCAGUCGUGGAGAAAACAGAAUUACCCAAGAGUGACACGCAGGUCCCACGGGUGUUUUACCCUGUUUGGGACACUGGGCCGGAGAAGAGGGCUGGUUAUAUUCCUAAAAGCAGCAUUGAAGUCUUCAGCCAAAAAACACACAAUGAAGAUGCUAGGGACCACAGCACUGUGGCCUCACUUGGUUUGGUCGAGUGCCAGACUGAUUCCUUGCACGUUCAUAGUGCUGUCGCAUCUGCCAGGGAAAUAUAUACACUCCAUCAACAACCACAGGUCAAUGAGAUUCACAUCACAGACAAUAGUAGCUUGGACAGGGAUCCAAAUGAGGGACCAACUGUGGAACUUACAACGGGACUGUUUGUGGGGAACGUGGAAGAAGUGUGUUUGGACAAUGGUGAGGCCAUGAGGCCACAGAUGGGGGAAGGUUGUGAAAAGAGGGAGAUAUAUAGGGGGUUGGCUAUGGAAAACUUUGAGCAUAACAAAUUUCUUCAAUGGACAGACCUUUCUGUUCUGUCAUGUUUUCAGAAUCAAAGUCCCCCUGAGCAGAACCCAUCUCAAGAACAUGAUCAAGACUGUUUAAUCACAUCAGAUAUAACCAGUCCAUCUCGGGACGUACCAGAGGGUCCUGAAGAUUAUCUCUGCAGAAACCAGAACAUUGUAUCUGCAGAUGUUGUCGUAUGCAAAACAGAUUCCUCUGAUGUUUAUAGUACUGUAGCUUCUGCCAUGGAUACAGAUACAUUCCAUCAACCACCCAAGAUAAAUGAGGAGAUUCACAUCACAGACAAUACUAAGUUUGAUGAGGAACCAGAUGAGGAAUCAACGGUGGAACGUACAACUGGAUUGCCUGAGGGGGAUGUGGGAAAACAACGUUUUGGCAAUGUUGAGAUCCAAGCUGAAGAAAUGGGAGACGGUGAGAAGAAGAUGGAGCUGGAUAUGGCGACCAUGGAAAACCUUUCUGGGCCAGUGUGUGUCGAGAGCCAAAGUCUCCCUGUGACGCUGGCCCCUACAGAACCUGAUAACAAAUGUUUCAUCACUAAAGAGGCAGCAAAUCCAGACACCAACACCCUUCCCCACCAACACCAUACUGCUGAGGUAACAGUUAUAAAAACGAAUGAAGAUGAUUCCAUCAAUGUCCACAACACUGUAGAGCCUGCUGAUGCCGUUGAGAAUAAAACAGAUUCCUCUGAUGUCAGUAGUACUCUGGCAGUUGCCAUGGAUACAGAUUCAACUCCCUUGUUCAGUGGUGAUCUACCACAGACUGUCGGCCAAAGAGAAGAAGUUGUGUCUGCAUCUGACAACAGCGGGCCAGGCCUGGGUUUAGAAGACAGCUGGGACCCAUCCAUAAGCAGCAUUGGAGAGGGGACUGCUACUCAAAGCCUGCCUGGAAGCCCUGUGCCCCCUGGUCUAUCUCAGGAGGAUUCUGGUCCUGCAGAAUCCAAUGUGAUUCCUGGUUCUGAUUCGGUCCACCAACUUUUAAACACAACAGAAACUCAGAACCAGCUCGGUGACAUUUCUGAAGCUAUCAGAUAUGGAACUGGGAUUUACACAAGUGAUAUUGCACCAGUUAAAAAGCAACCCUCAAUCAGAGACGAGAUUCACAUCACUGACAAUAUUAACGUUGAUUCAGAACCACAUGAGGAUCCAACUGUGGAACUUCAAACUGGAUUGGCUGUGGGGAAUGUGGAACGCGUGUGUUUGGACGACGUUGAGACCAAGGCUGAGGAGAUGGGGGAUGGUUUUAAGAAGAGGGAGAUAGAUAGGGGGGUGACUAUGGAAAACAUUGAGCAUAACCAAGGUUCCCCUGAGCAGCACCUAUCUAAAGAACAUUAUCAAGACAGUUCCAUUGAUUCAGACACAGCCAGUCCUUCUGAGGAUGUACCAGAGGUUCUUGAAAAUGAUGCCAUUAUGGACCAGAAUACUGUAGAGUCUGCUGAUGUUGUCGUAUGCAAAACAGAUUCCUCUGAUGGUAAUAGUACUGUAGCUUCUGCAGUUGAUACGGACACACUCCAGCAACAACCCAAGAUAAAUGAGGAGAUUCCCAUUGCAGAAACGACCAUGUUUGAUGAGGAGCCAACCGUGGAACGUAGAACUGGAUUGUCUGAGGGGCAUGUGGAAGAACUGUGUUUGGACAACGUUGAGACCCAAGCUGAGGAGAUGCCAAAGUGUGGGAUGAAGAUGGAGCUGGAUACGGCAGAGACCAUUGAAAAUCUUUCUGGGCCGGUAUGUAUCGAGAGCCAAAGUCCUCCUGAGACACUGGCCCCUACAGAACCUUAUGAAGAAUGUUUCAUCACUAAAGAUGAAGAACAUCCAGACACCAACACUCAUACUGCUGAGGUAACAAAUAAAACACAUAAUGAAGAUGAUUCCAUCAAUGUCCACAACACUGUAGAAUCUGCUGAUGUCGUUGAGUAUAAAACCGAUUCGUCUGAUGUCGGUAGUACUCUAGCAGUUGCCAUGGAUACAGAUUCACCUCCCUUGUUCAGUGGUGAUCUACCACGGACUGUCGGCCAAAGAGAAGAAGUUGUGUCUGCAUCUGACAACAGCGGGCCAGGCCUGGGUUUAGAAGACAGCAGGGACCCAUCCAUAAGCAGCAUUGGAGAGGGGUCUGCAACUCAAAGCCUGCCUGGAUGCCCUGUGCCCCCUGGUCGAUCUCAGGAGGAUUCUGGUCCUGCAGAAUCCAACGCGAUUCCUGGUUCUGAUUCGGUCCACCAACUUUUAAACACAACCGAAACUCAGAACCAGCUCGGUGACAUUUCUAAGGCUAUCGGAUAUCGAACUGGGAUUUACGCAAGUGAUAUUGCACCAGUUAAACAGCAACCCUCAAUCAGAGAUGAGAUUCAAAUCACUGAUAAUAUUAAUGUUGAUUCAGAACCACAUAAGGAUCCAACUGUGGAACUUCAAACUGGAUUGGCUGUGGGGAAUGUGGAAGACCUGUGUUUGGACGACGUUGAGACCAAGGCUGAGGAGAUGGCGGAAGGUUUUACGAAGAGGGAGAUAGAUAGGGGGGUGACUAUGGAAAACAUUGAGCAUAACCAAGGUUCCCCUGAGCAGCACCUAUCUAAAGAACAUUAUCGAGACAGUUCCAUUGAUUCAGACAUAGCCAGUCCUUCUGAAGACGUACCAGAGGUCCUUGAAAACGAUGCCAUUAUGGACCAGAAUACUGUAGAGUCUGCUGAUGUUGUCGUAUGCAAAACUGAUUCCUCUGAUGGUAAUAUUACUCUAGCUUCUGCAGUUGAUACGGACACACUCCAGCAACAACCCAAGAUAAAUGAGGAGAUUCCCAUUACAGAAAUGACUAUGUUUGAUGAGGAGCCAACCGUGGAACGUAGAACUGGAUUGCCUGAGGGGCAUGUGGAAGAACUGUGUUUGGACAACGUUGAGACCCAAGCUGAGGAGAUGCGAAAGUGUGGGAUGAAAAUGGAGCUGGAUACGGCAGAGACCAUUGAAAAUCUUUCUGGGCCGGUAUGUAUCGAGAGCCAAAGUCCUCCUGAGACGCUGGCCCCUACAGAACCUUAUGACGAAUGUUUCAUCACUAAAGAUGAAGAACAUCCAGACACCAACACUCAUACUGCUGAGGUAACAAAUAAAACACAUAAUGAAGAUGAUUACAUCAAUGUCCACAACACUAUAGAGUCUGCUGAUGUCGUUGAGUAUAAAACCGAUUCGUCUGAUGUCGGUAGUACUCUAGCAGUUGCCAUGGAUACAGAUACACCUCCCUUGCUCAGUGGUCAUUUACCACAGACUGUCGACCAGGUUGUGUCUGCAUCUGACAACAGCGGGCCAGGCCGGGGUUUUGAAGACAGCUGGGACCCAUCCAUGAGCAGCAUUGGAGAGGGGUCUGCUACUCAAAGCCUGCCUGGAAGCCCUGUGCCCCCUGGUCGAUCUCAGGAGGAUUCUGGUCCUGCAGAAUCCAAUGUGAUUCCUGGUUCUGAUUCGGUCCACCAACUUUCAAAAACAACAGAAACUCAGAACCAGCUCGGUGACAUUUCUGAAGCUAUCAGAUAUGGAACUGGGAUUUACGCAAGUGAUAUUGCACCAGUUAAACAGCAACCCUCAAUCAAAGACGAAAUUCACAUCACUGACAAUAUUAACGUUGAUUCAGAACCACAUGAGGAUCCAACUGUGGAACUUCAAACUGGAUUGGCUGUGGGGAAUGUGGAAGACCUGUGUUUGGACGACGUUGAGACCAAGGCUGAGGAGAUGGGGGAAGGUUUUAAGAAGAGGGAGAUAGAUAGGGGGGUGACUAUGGAAAACAUUGAGCAUAACCAAGGUUCCCCUGAGCAGCACUUAUCUAAAGAACAUUAUCAAGACAGUUCCAUUGAUUCAGACAUAGCCAGUCCUUCUGAGGAUGUACCAGAGGUUCUUGAAAACGAUGCCAUUAUGGACCAGAAUACUGUAGAGUCUGCUGAUGUUGUCGUAUGCAAAACUGAUUCCUCUGAUGGUAAUAUUACUCUAGCUUCUGCAGUUGAUACGGACACACUCCAGCAACAACCCAAGAUAAAUGAGGAGAUUCCCAUUACAGAAAUGACUAUGUUUGAUGAGGAGCCAACCGUGGAACGUAGAACUGGAUUGCCUGAGGGGCAUGUGGAAGAACUGUGUUUGGACAACGUUGAGACCCAAGCUGAGGAGAUGCGAAAGUGUGGGAUGAAAAUGGAGCUGGAUACGGCAGAGACCAUUGAAAAUCUUUCUGGGCCGGUAUGUAUCGAGAGCCAAAGUCCUCCUGAGAUGCUGGCCCCUACAGAACCUUAUGACGAAUGUUUCAUCACUAAAGAUGAAGAACAUCCAGACACCAACACUCAUACUGCUGAGGUAACAAAUAAAACACAUAAUGAAGAUGAUUACAUCAAUGUCCACAACACUAUAGAGUCUGCUGAUGUCGUUGAGUAUAAAACCGAUUCGUCUGAUGUCGGUAGUACUCUAGCAGUUGCCAUGGAUACAGAUACACCUCCCUUGCUCAGUGGUAAUUUACCACAGACUGUCGACCAGGUUGUGUCUGCAUCUGACAACAGCGGGCCAGGCCGGGGUUUUGAAGACAGCUGGGACCCAUCCAUAAGCAGCAUUGGAGAGGGGUCUGCUACUCAAAGCCUGCCUGGAAGCCCUGUGCCCCCUGUUCGAUCUCAGGAGGAUUCUGGUCCUGUAGAAUCUAACGUGAUUCCUGGUUCUGAUUCGGUCAACCAACUUUUAAACACAACAGAAACUCAGAAGAGCCAGCUCGGUGAAAAUUCUGAAGCUAGCAGAUAUGGAACUGGGAUUGACACAAGUGAUUCUGCACCAGCUAACCAGCAACCCCCAACCAGAGAGGAGGUUCAAAUCACAGACAAUAUUAACGUUGAUGAGGAACAACAUGAGAAUCCAAUUGUGGAACUUAAAACUGGAUUGUCUGCGGGGAACAUGGAAGAUGUGUGUUUGGACAACAUUGAGACCCAGGCUGAGGAGAUGGGGGAAGGUUGUAAAAAGACGGAGAUAGAUAGGGGGGUGACUGUGGAAAACAUUGAGCAUAACCAAAGUCUUCCAUUGACAGACCUUUCUGUUCUGUCAGGGUCCAAGAAUCAAAUUCCCCCUAAGCAGCACCCAUCUAAAGAACAUGAUCAAGACAGUUUCAACAUUGAUUUGGAUGUAACUAGUCCUUCUGAGGAGGUACCAGAGAGUCCUGAAGAUGAUGUCUGCAGGGAACAGAACACUGUAGAGUCUGCUGAUGUUGUCAUGUGCAAAACUGAUACCUCUGAUUUGUAUUUUACUGUAGCUUCUGCCAUGGAUACAGAUACACUCCACCAACAACCCAAGAUAAAUGAGGAGGUUCACCUUACAGACAAUACUACGUUUGAUGAGGAACCAGAUGAGGAAUCAACUGUGAAACGUACAACUGGGUUGUCUGAGGGAAAUUUGGAGGAACGCGGUUUGGACAACGUUGAGAUCCAAGCUGAGGAGAUGGGAGAGUGUGGGAAGAAGAUUGAGCUGGAUAUGGCGGCGACCAUGAAAAAUCUUUCUGGGCCGGUAUGUAUCAGGAGCCAAAGUCCCCCUGAGACGCUGGCCCCUACAGAACCUUAUGACAAAUGUUUCAUCACUAAAGAUGAAGAACAUCCAGACACCAACACGCAUACUGCUGAGGUAACAGAUAAAAUGCCUAAUGAAGAUGAUUACAUCAAUGGCCACAAAACUGUACAGUCUGCUGAUGUUGUUGAGUAUACAACUGAUUCCUCUGAGGUUAGUAGUGCUGUAGCUCCUGCAAUAGAUAAAGUCAACCAACAACCUCCGGUCAAUGACGAGAUUUACGUCACAGAUAAAAUAGACUUUGAUGAGGAACCAGAUGAAAUACCAAUCAUAACUACAGACACGACCACUCCUCCUAAUAUAGUGACAGAAAGCAGCCAGACUUUUGAAGAUGAAAACCCGGACACCACGGGUUCCGUUGUUGUGGCGACGGUCCCAGUGUCUUUUGGUGUGCGAUACUUCACUCACUCCCCGGGCCAGAACUUGGCUGUCACUGGAGACCAUCAGGACAUGGGUAGUUGGACUGGGUUCAUCCCACUUGAGGAGAAAGAGAAUGGGUAUUGGAGCAGGACGAUGCGCCUGCCUUCCAUGAUGCAGGUUAAGUGGAAGUUUGUGGUGAUGGAUGAGGCAGGGGAGGUCCACCGGUGGGAGGAGUGUGAUAAUAGAUGGUUUGAGACUGGAAGUGAUGCCCACAGCUGCAUACAGUUGCACAAAUGUUGGGGUACGCAGUAGGGCUGAGGAGAGAAAUUGAUCAGUGAUUUGCUCUUCUGCUUGCCUGGCCCCUGGUAUAUUGAACCCAACAUGCCUGAUUAAGCAAUGAAUCCCAAUAUGAAGUCACAAUUCUAUCAAAUUGCCUUCACCUACAUGCCGACCAUGCCACCUAGAAUCGCUUUGAACAAAUUUGCAACAAAGCAGAAAACCAAUCCAAACUUUUUUUGUAAGCAUCAUUGUUAUUUGGCCUAAAUCAACCAAGUGCUAUAAGGAAACACAUGUCCCAAUGUCUGGGAGACCGCUCAAACUCCUUCUAGAAGUGAAUAAUGGAAGAUGGAACACUCAAGUGUUCUGGUCUCCCGACAGUGUGUGUGUGAGGGGCGGGAGGAAUCCAAUUCCUGCCCUGCUAGCACACAUCGGAAACACCACUGUCACGGGUGAGGCACGAGGUUGGGGACUUGAACCCAUAACCCUGGCUGGGGUUAACACCUUUCAAUUUGGACACACCAUUCUACAAAAGGGUGCAUUUAUGCGCAGUAGAGGGCAUUCUGUUCCUCUCUCUGCUCUCAAACAUCAGUUAAUAUAUUACUAAACCAUUUUUUCAGUACAACUUCUCUCCAGGUUUUAUGUCAGUAGAUGAGUUAAAAGCACUUUUAAGUACAAAGUUCCGGUUACAUCUCAGAGCUUUGCUUUGAGUGCAGGGUGCUAAUGCUAACAUGCUAACGUGAUGUGAAGUGAGCUCACUUUGGAAGGUUAGAGGUAAGCCCUAAUAUAGAUCCAGGGCUUACAGAUGACACCACUGUCAGUCACACACACACACACACACACACACACACACACACACACACACACACACACACACACACACACACACACACACACACACACACACUCAGGCCCACAUGCUUCCUGUUCAUCAGGCAUGGAACUCUUAGACACGCUGACUGAUAAUCCCAACAGGGGCUCACGUUGGAUCGCUGUGAAGACACGAGCGCCAAGCAGUGAUUUGACCUCUGGCGUAGCCUUCCAACAGGGAAAGCCACCACACAGUGAUCUAAUUGGACAAUAUAUAGGAUUGUCACUCUAAAUGACCCAAUCAGCUUCUAGCAGGGCAAACUUAAGUCUCAUCAAUAAUUCAUUGUUUUCAUUUUUGCUCACUUGCCUGGCUUGUAUAUCGUGAUGCAUCAUCCAUCUGCUAAUCUCAAAAGUUAGAUGGAUAUAACAAACCACUGGGAGAAGAGAAGACACACACACACACAACCCCAGAAGCGAUCAUUCAUGGAUGUCCCAGUGUUUUAGAAAUGUGUCUAACACGUUGACAUGUUGCCAUGGCUCUCAGCAGGUAGAGUGUAUGUGACGUUUAUGUUAAUGUAUGUGAUCCGAGGUACGGCAGCCAGACCGGCCUGUAGGCAGCCAGACUAUUUAUAAAGCCUGCCUCUCCCCAUUCUUCAUGGUGUGACCUUCACUGUCAGUGCACAGGCCUGUAAGAUGAGAAGCAUGCACAGUUUAAAAUAGAGACCUACAGGAGCCGACAGUGUUAUUUAUGUAUUUUAGAUACUGAUUUUAGAUACAGUAUUAUUUAUAUUGGAUGACUCAGUUCAACUCAGAUUCUCCAGAAUCUGUAAUCGCGUUUAUUUUUGUAUUUGGGCAACAUUGUUUUGUUUGUCAACUGAAUUUGUAAUAAAGGAUAGAUGUAUUCAAUAAUGUAUAUGUAUUAUUUAUAAGAAUGAAUUUGAUGUGUGCGCACUUAUAGCUAUGAGAAACCAAAGAACAGUUGAAGUUAAUGAUUUCCUUAACUAUGUAUGUUUGUAUUUUUAUUCUUUGACAUCAUGACACAGCAGAAUGGCAUUUCAAGUAAGAAUUACAAAAUAGUUGUCGAAAGAUAGAAACAAGGCAAAACGUAAAAAUUCAAAUUAGCAAAAUGCAAUUAAACAUCCUCAAUUUACAAUAUCUCAAACAAUACCAAGAAAAUCAGCCAAAUAUUACUUUGUGGUAAUUCUGAGGAACAUUUGCCACAAACAUUGGAUAUAAACAAGAAAAUAGAAGGUAGAAGACACCGUGAACAAGGAAUAUUGUUUGGGCUCUCAACAUCUUCUUCCACUCAUGGUUGCAUUUUACACACGAACCCUUGGGGCAGAGGUCAGUUCCUAAUCCCGAGCGCUGCAGCCCUUAGAGUCAGCGAUGAUGACGUUCUUCAGGGAUCCAGAGUCAGUCCAACUACGGCUCUUGCCCCCUAGUGUACCAUGGAGGUCCUGGCUAUAGAUUCUCUUCUCCGUAGUUUGGGAGAGUGGGACUAGCUUAGCUUCCCAGUCCCACCAACCAUAUUAACCGAUUGGGAGACAGAGGAGCUAACCGGCUAGCUAACUGGCUCGGUAACCAUCUAGCUAGCGUGUGGGUUUCCCAUACCAGGGAUAAAAAGGAUUGAUUUAAAUAGAUUGAAAAGAGCGACCAUUAAUUGCUUGAGUUACGCCAAGCUCUGACCUCCGCAGGCCAUCUGUAGUAGCCUGGGAACCAGAGCAAACUGCAAGCUCAUGUUUCAUUUGCCCUGGCGUAUAUGCGUCUGCCUCCCUCCCCACUCAGACAUAUUUCCACCAGUCAACGUCCGGGGUCGGUAGAUUAUGGUGCAGCCUUUAUACGAUAACAGUACAGAGGAGUUCCCUAUGUGAGCAUUUUUUAUAAAAACCAAGAUGGCUGCUUCUGGUGUGUGGUUGCUCUGAUUGUCUAUCCAAUUGUGUCCAGAGGGUUUUACGUCUGCCUUGAUAACACCAAUGGA